Coniosporium apollinis CBS 100218 is the source of this 615-nucleotide messenger RNA. RefSeq lists its product as uncharacterized. The record is from RefSeq and is a predicted model, not a curated record. NCBI's taxonomy places the organism in Eukaryota, Fungi, Ascomycota, Dothideomycetes. The transcript has a single exon. Gene Ontology annotation, molecular function: oxidoreductase activity. Bases 1 to 615 code for a protein of 204 amino acids.
AUGGCUACCACGGUUGACAUUUACUCCGACUAUGUCUGCCCGUUUUGCUUGCUCGCCGAAGAAGUUCUGACCGCCGAGCUCAAGGACCGCAGGGAUGUAAAGGUCCGCUGGCAUCCCUUCGAGUUGCGACAAUACCCUACACCGACUCUACGCACCGAAGAUGAAUAUCUUCCCCGUGUGUGGAAAUCAUCCGUCUAUCCGAUGGCUGCAAGGCUCGGCGUGGAUAUCAAACUACCGAACAUCUCACCACAACCGUACACACAUACCGCGUUCGAGGGCUCCUUCUUUGCUGCUGAGCACGAUCGAGCGAACGAAUACAAUGUAGCAGUUCUGAGGGCGUUCUUCCAACAGGAACGCGACAUUGGGAAUGUUGAUGUUCUCGCGGAUGUUGCAGCAGGAGUUGGUCUUGACAGGGAGGAGUUCCGGCAAGCACUCAUCGAUCGCAAGUACCGCCAGGCGGAGAAACACGCUGUUCAACACGCUUCCGAGCUCGGAAUCACCUCUGUGCCGACAAUAUUCGUCAACGGUCGGAUGAUUUGUUCUGGGGUUCCCAACCGCGAUACUCUACGCCGCGCCCUCGACAGCACUACAUCUAGCAGAGAAGUGGGUAGUUAA